AUGGUGGCUCAACUGGAGAUCGAGUGCGAGGAGGAGGUCCGUUCCCUUGGACUGGGACCAUUGGAAAGACUUGAAGAACAAACUAAACAAAACGACAUGGACCACGCUGACCUGAAGGAAACUUUUGAAAAGGAAACAACUGAAAAGCAGAAUGAGGAUAAUGAGGCUCCAGUAUCAACAAAAGACAACGAGGAGCCCAACGCUGUCACUGGUGUACGGCAAAAGAAAUCUGAUGACAAUCUCAAGAAGAAGCUUCCAGAGGAUGACACAGACCAGAAAGCUGUGGAAGAUGUUGCCGACAAAUUUGCUGGCCUCGCCGUGGAUACAGAUUCACAGUCUACUUUACAAGCUACACCGCCCAGUCCGGAUCGCGUACCAGCCGUCCCUCCUCAGGAUUCUGUGCCUAUUGUGCCCAAUGCAUUGGUCGUGAAUGCGCGAUCCCUACGCAAAAACAAGUCGAUCCUACAGCGUCGUCUUGAUGAUGAUCUCAACUUAGCGCGCGUCAUUCUGGUGUCCGAGACGUGGUACAAGGAUAAACAUACCGAAAUUGAAAGAAGCAUAAAUAGGUAUAAUGGUUUCUUUGAAGAUCGAAAGGAAGAUGUAUCAGGGAAGGGAAGAGGAGGGGGUGCGGCGGUCUAUCUCUCAGCUGCAGACUGUUCAGAAGCAAAGUAUGUGUACAAAGAAUCCAGUCCUCAUAGCGAGGCUGUAGGGGUGACCUUCGUGUUCAGAGGCGUGGUAUGGUUGGCGGUGUGUAUUUACAGUGUAUCCACAAGAUGGGACGAUGAAGAGGAACGAACGAAUUGGAACAACAAAUUCAUUCAGUGGGUACUUGCCAGCGAAGGAGCUAAAGACAUAGAUUUGGAACAGACCAUUAUAGUCGGUGGAGACCUGAAUCACAGUGAAGUGACAUUGCCUGGUUUCACCAACUACGUAAGAACUAGGACUCUAAAACGGGAAGGGGCAGCUGACACUGAACACAUCAUCGACCUACUCUACACCAAUAACGCCAGGGGUUGGGAUUCGGUGAACACCUUGGAAGACGAGACACACGGGCAGAUCUCGGAUCAUUUCAUUGUGAGGGCUUUCUCUCAAGAUAUAUGAAAGUAAUUCCGGACGUGGGAGGAGUUCCAGCUAACAAUUUCACGUUGUGACAACGUAAAGAUAACGUUGUGUUUUCGUUGUGGUAACGUUAGGGAUAUUACGUCCAUAUCACGUUAUUCUGUGGAUUCCAAUUGUGGGAAACCACGUUGUCACAACGUCAUGGGGUAACAUUGUGUUACGUCAUAUUCACGUCGUCAUAACGUUGUGUUUUUCCGUUAUGGGAACGUUGUAUUUAACGUUGUUAUAAUGUUGUAUUUUACGUUGUGGCAAUGUUAUAAUAUUACGUCCCUACGACAUUAAUCUGUGGACUACCAUGGGCGUUGUCACAACGACGUGAAAUAACUUUGUGUAAGUAGGAUGAAAUACGUUAUGACAACGUUUACUCAUGUCCAUUCCCCGCGAAAAUGGUGUAAAACAUCCCAAAACUAUUUCGCGACAUGUUCCGGAAAUGUUUUUGAAUAUGCUUUAGUCACGUGUAUGUGUAUAUUUCGAGAUACCCUAUACUAAUGUUUUGAAAAGCCCAGUUAACAGUCAGGUCGUGAUUUGCUGACAAUGUUCAAAACGUAAAAAAACCACUGAGCUGAUAACUAGAUACAUUAUGACACUAUGGCCCUUUAGGCCUGUCCUGCAGGAAACAAAAUAAGGACAGACAGGGUUAG
This is a messenger RNA of Haliotis rufescens (red abalone), 1760 nucleotides long. RefSeq lists its product as uncharacterized. The record is from RefSeq and is a predicted model, not a curated record. Lineage: Eukaryota; Metazoa; Mollusca; Gastropoda; Lepetellida; Haliotidae. The transcript has 4 exons. The coding region runs from base 1 to 1101 and encodes 366 amino acids.